CCGAAGGCGGAAGCGGAGCAUGGCGGCGGGAGCGGGCGGGCUGCUGGCGGCGGCCGCGCUGCUGGUGGCGGCUGCGCCGCGCCCGGCGCCCGCCGAGCUCACGGAUGGCAACAGCGAGCACCUGAAGCGGGAGCACUCGCUGAUGAAGCCGUACCAGGGCGCGGGAUCCGCCGCCAUGCCGCUGUGGGACUUCCAGGGCAGCACCAUCGUCACCAGCCAGUACGUCCGCCUGACGCCCGACGAGCGCAGUCGGGAGGGCUCCAUCUGGAACCGCGUGCCCUGCUUCCUGAAGGACUGGGAGCUUCAUGUCCACUUCAGGAUCCACGGAGCCGGCAAGAAGAACCUGCACGGGGACGGCCUGGCUCUUUGGUACACACAGGAGCGCCUGGUGCCAGGUCCUGUCUUUGGCAGCAAGGACAACUUUCAUGGACUGGCCAUUUUCCUUGAUACAUAUCCCAACGAUGAAGCAACAGAGCGCGUGUUCCCCUACAUCUCGGCCAUGGUGAACAACGGUUCCCUGACGUACGAGCACAGCAAGGACGGGCGCUGGACGGAGCUGGCGGGCUGCACCGCCGACCUGCGCAACCAGAACCACGACACCUUCCUGGCCAUCCGGUACUCCCGUGGCCGCCUGACGGUGAUGACUGACGUAGAGGACAAGAACGAAUGGAAGAACUGCAUUGACAUUGCAGGGGUGCAGCUGCCAACUGGCUACUUCUUUGGUGCUUCUGCUGGCACUGGAGAUUUGUCUGACAAUCACGACAUUAUCUCGAUGAAGCUGUUCCAGCUCAUGGUGGAGCACCCUCUAGAAGAUGAGACCGUUGACUGGACCAAGAUUGAGCCUAGCGUCAGCCUUCUUAAAUCACCCAAAGACAACGUGGAUGACCCGACAGGGAAUUUCCGCAGUGGGCCCCUGACGGGCUGGAAGGUGUUCCUGCUCCUGCUCUGCGCUCUGCUGGGCAUCAUCGUCUGUGCCGUGGUGGGAGCCGUGGUCUUCCAGAAACGCCAGGAGCGGAACAAGCGUUUCUACUAGUGAAGACCCUUACCCAAACCCAUCUUUUCUAUGGGGAGCUGUAAAAAACUGUGGUUUCUAAAAGCUGUUUCUGAGAAAUAUCAGAAGUAUUUUCUUAUCUGUC
Molecule: messenger RNA, 1136 nt
Organism: Apus apus (common swift)
Lineage: Eukaryota; Metazoa; Chordata; Aves; Apodiformes; Apodidae
Gene: LMAN2
Product: lectin, mannose binding 2
Exons: 8
Coding region: 20-1033 (337 amino acids)
Biological process (GO): endoplasmic reticulum organization; Golgi organization; endoplasmic reticulum to Golgi vesicle-mediated transport
Cellular component (GO): COPII-coated ER to Golgi transport vesicle; endoplasmic reticulum membrane; endoplasmic reticulum-Golgi intermediate compartment
Molecular function (GO): D-mannose binding
Source: RefSeq, a predicted model, not a curated record